Molecule: messenger RNA, 3024 nt
Organism: Ceratitis capitata (Mediterranean fruit fly)
Lineage: Eukaryota; Metazoa; Arthropoda; Insecta; Diptera; Tephritidae
Gene: l(2)41Ab
Product: coiled-coil domain-containing protein 40
Exons: 6
Coding region: 149-2908 (919 amino acids)
Biological process (GO): axoneme assembly
Cellular component (GO): cytoplasm
Source: RefSeq, a predicted model, not a curated record
AAAAAAAACAAACAAACAAAAAACAGGCAUACAUAUAUUUUUCUAAAGCUUAUAGCUGGUGUGGAUUAUUAGCGCUUGCGAGAGACUUAAUUAUUUUACAAAAAUUUAUAUAACAACAAAUAAUUCAUAUUUCUAUGACAUUUACAAAAUGAGUGACGAAGAUCAAGCUGUAAAGACUGCAGAACAAUCAAUUAAUAUCGAGUACGACUCGGAAACUGUGGGCCAACAGGAGCGCGAGCAUAAUGAACCACAGUCUGAUGCUUGUGAAUUUGCACGUUUGCCAGAAGCGCCACCACCGCCCGAACCGGAGCCGAUCCGUUUGGCACUUUUGCCGCCAGAUCAUCCGCUCUUGCAGAAAUUUCAGGCAAAUCUGAGAGAUUACCUCUUGCGCACUAAGGAGCAACUUCGCAAUGAAAUCGCCGAAAUCAAAUAUCAACUUAAACAGAAGGUGGCGGCACGCGAAGAGCAGGGUGCAAAGUUGUAUGACUUACAGCAGGGCAUUAAUCGCCAGAACGAACAGUUGGAGGAUUAUGUGCAGGAGAUAGAAGUAAAUAUGCAAAAACGUGUAGAGAUGGAAGCUGAUGUAGCACAACUCAAAGAGGAAUACGACAAACGUUUGCAAGUGAAGAAGGAGCAAAAGCAAAAUUAUAAUCAACGUAUGAUUGAAUUGGAGAAUAUGAACACAUUAGAGGGACACAUACGAAAUUGGGCGGAUGAGGUGGAGGAUGAAGUGAAGAAUGCCAAACGUAUUGUCAAUCGUGACACGCAAUUGCAAAAACAACUAUCCGAAGAUAAAAAGAAAGCGGAUAUGCUCUUCUACCACUUGGACAUGGAGGUCAAGAGGAAGGAGCAUGAAGUGGAAAUAGUACGUAGUGAGGUCCAAGAUAUGCGUGACAUAACAGACGUACUAAAGAUGAGCAUUAAUGAUGCAAAUACCGAUUUGGAAGUGUUGCAAACGGAGCACAAACGUCUAACUCAAGCGUGGAGCGAGGUGAUUGUGGCCAUACAACAUCGGGACAAAAUCCUAUACCAAGCGCAACAAUCAAUGAACAAAGAACAAGAAUCCAUUAAACUCAACACGAUGAGUAUCGAAUCGAUUAAAAAACAAAUAACUAAGGAAACGAAGCAAAAUGAAAAAUUGGAAUCCUUCAAAUCUCGACUUUUAACGGAGUGCGGAAAUAUUAAGCGAGAAUGUCAAAAACAGUCUGACAUUCUGUUCGGGCUACAAGCGAAACUCGACGAACUACCACUUUGGUUGAAACAAAACGAAAAGGACUUAACUGAAGCGAAUCGCGAAGGUGCCACUUUGGAAACCGAACUGCGUAGAAUGCAAUGGAAAAGUGAUAAAUUGUAUGCAAGGAAAUAUCAAAUCGAAGAAAGCAUGUUGAAACUGGCACAAGAUCAAUUAAUCACAGACAAAGCAAGUCAAUAUCGUUUGAAACUGUUGCGUGAGGCACAAGAAACCCGCCGUGGCACAGAGUUGAAUCUGGCUGUUGUACAAAGUCAACUCUCUGACACUCUACUCGAUACAGAACGUUACAGAGGCAUAUUAGUGAAACUGCAUCAAGAUCACGAAGAUCUCGAAAAGAAACUGCAAACUGUGGAUCGCAAUGCAGAACUCAUUUCGGCCGAGACCAACGGUAUUGAGACGCAAAUCGACAUAAGAUUGAAAAAAAUUGAUCGUUUAUCAAGUCGGUUGGAAGAACUAAAUCGGUUGGGGGAAGAAGCGGGCUUCAGUGUUCAAAUUAAAAAGAUUAAAAUAUUGGAGAGAGGCAUACAAAGCACUGAGCAACAGAUACGUGAGCUUCAACAAUUUUGGCUGAUGAUGCAAAAUCACUAUGUUAAUUUGUCCGACAAGAGGAGUAAUCAACUGACCGAAAUACAAGUGACACAGAAACAGCUGGGCAUAAUAAAGCAGAAAUCUCUAAAAAUCGACGUAGACCUGGAAAAGCAGGAAGAGGCCACAAGAGAGCUGGAGCAUGAUAUACAAAUUUAUUUAACCAAAUUGGAACUCUUGAAUAAAAAAAUGUGCAAUGCACGCUCCCAGCAUGAUGCGGAGGAAAACGAAUGUCAGAUGGAGCACAAUGAACUUGUACUUAAGCUGAAGGAUCAUGAAAUGAAUGUUCUAAAUAUGGAAGCCGAAAUCGAUGAGCUACAAGACGAAAUUGAUAAUUAUAAAGACCUGGUGCUGGAUAAGCAUCGCGAAUCAUUAUCAUGGGAGACCAAAUAUAAAUUGAUCGAAGAGACUUUACGUUGGCGCAAAGACGAAAUGAGUCUGACGAGUGAGAUUGGUAACAUGAAAACCGAGAUACAUCGCAUGAAAAUACGCUAUCAGCAAUUGUCGCGUGCACAAGAGAAACUAGCGCAGGAUCUGCAACAUGGUGUGGCGCAUCGUGAGCACAUCUACAUAGCAGCUUCGGCUAAAAAAUUGGCCGAAGUGAAAGCUCAACGCAUGAAAACCGGUAUUUCCACACAACAGAAAGUCACCGAUUUGCGUAAUCGUUUGAAGAAAAUUCAAAAUGAGAUUAGUAUUAUUAGCGAUGAACAACUAAUGAAAGUCACACGGGACAAUGCACGUAUAUGCGCCGAUCAGAAACGUUUGAACGAUGAAAUUGAACGCGAGAAAGCACUCGACGAAGAGUUGCGUCGGAAGAUUGACGACAGCCUAUUGCAGAAACAUUACAACUUAGAACGCAUUGUUAGAAAACAAAACCGUGCGAAAUCCUAUCGACGUUUGGGUGUGGGCAGCACGUCUCCAAAAAUACGCUCCGAAAGCACAUUGAAUCAGCUGCUGCAAAAGCAAAUGGAAAUCAAUGACAAUAUUCUUGAUGUUGUUCAACAUUUAAACACUGAAUUUCCAGAGAAGAAAAAAUUCUUCGCCAAGAUCACUCAAAUUCUUAGAGAUUAAAAAAAAAAUAUUAAGAAAUUAUUACGCUUUAAUAUACUUUUGAUCUGAGUUUCAUCCGCAUUUAUGUAACUGCUGAAACAAACAUUCAAAAAUGAUUUUUGGAAUAAAUAUUUUGG